Messenger RNA from Aspergillus niger, 1644 nucleotides. RefSeq lists its product as hypothetical. The record is from RefSeq and is a predicted model, not a curated record. The transcript is spliced from 5 exons. The coding region runs from base 1 to 1644 and encodes 547 amino acids. NCBI's taxonomy places the organism in Eukaryota, Fungi, Ascomycota, Eurotiomycetes, Eurotiales, Aspergillaceae.
AUGACGACGCACGGUCGCAAUUCUUCACAGUCGACGCAGCCAGCGUGGAUUUUCAGGCCAGACUACGGGCUUGUCCGAGCCUGCAAGCCAAAAGCACUGGCAAAGCAAGUGGAGUAUUGCUGGACUGCCUUUUGCCUGCAACAUUUUGUGCGAGUCCAUGCUCGAGAAUUUCCAUUCCUGCACUCCUCUUCCUGGCGGACGAGCUGGGAGCUGUCUGGAAAAGCUCUUGUCAUGGCGGCUAUUGGCGGUUGCCGAAUCCCAUCUUAUGGCGGGCAUUCAAGACUCUACUUCGACUUGGCCGUUCACCAAGUUAAGAGCUUUACGGCCUCCCUGGACGGUGCGGAGUAUCAGGAUGCACCCGGUACAGCGACUUGGAAUGACGCAUAUUACAGAAGACUGCUUACCAGUUUCGAAACCUAUAUCCUGCUAAUCAGGUAUAGCGUAUGGUCCGAGUUUGCAGACCUCCGUGAAUGGGGGAUAAAAUCGCUUGCUGAUCACGCUAUCACGGUGAUGCCUAGGCUUGCAAGAGUCAUGAGCGAUAAUUCACACAACUCCACUUCAUGGCUACUGUGGUUACUGCUAGAAGAGUCGAAGCGUGCGUUAUGGUGUUUCUAUUGCCUCGCCGUUAAAUGUCGGCACUUUCUGCAUUAUUCGAUAUCAACAUUUGAGGUCGUCGUCGGGAACAUACACCUCCCUUGUCCAGAUUCUCUCUUCGAAGCCCCUGACGAACAAACAUGGACAGGACUCAAUAACUCAAAUGCGCCGCAACACCUGAUCGGCUUAACCGUCCCGUCCCAAAUAGCAUUCUACUACCUCAUGUCUCAAGAGCCUAUGCCUCAGUUAACGCCCAACAAGGUUGGCACCUACACCAGCCAUAUUCUUCUCUGCAAUCUCUUAAACACUUAUGAAACCGGUCGGACUAGUUCCUGGAACUUCACAUCCCUCGAUGCAUACCUAGAUUCAGACAUAUCGUGUUUCCGGCUUCGCACUGAACUCAUCCGUGCCCUGGACUACUGGAAAUGGCUAUUCUGGCGCGAUCCGCACGAACUUUGGCACUCCAGGCACCCAGACCAUCAAAUAAACAGCAUGAUGUUGUGUGUGUACCUAGAGGCACAGAUGUGGAGUUCUUCAAAGCCUCAUCUACUCAGCGCGUCGCGUCGCCGAGCAGGUGCUCAACUUGCGUUUGACUUGCUUUCUCUUAUCUCUCGUACUGGAUUUCUCGUGGUUGGGGCGAAAUCGCCGUUUUACGUUGAACCUGUCGUCUACUUCUGCACACGCAGCCUUGGCCAGGCAAUGCUCGCCUGGUACGAUAGCCUUGGAGAUGUUGAACGUACUAUAGGCAGGGCUACAGAUGAUGCAGAUUGGAUGUUGUACGACAAAAUUCUGGAGUGCUUGAAUCGUCUACCUGGGACCCUCGAUGGAUUCUCUCUUCCUCGGGUCCAAGGUGGACCCUCCUCUCCCACACCACUAUCUCCUCUGUCUUUUACUAAUUCCCUUAGAGAUGCCAUUGUUAGAGAUUCUAUCCGCACUCCCUGCGCCAUAUACGCCUUAACAAACCCUUCUUCAUGGCAGUUAAGGAGAGCUUGUCAAGGAAACACGGCCAUUAAUAACUAUAAUAAUAUAGGGGAAAAUUCUAUCCCCUAG